AUGUCAUAUGACGUCCUCCCACUCUAACCACACAUGCGCACCCCUGGGAAGUGCAGCACGAGGAGAGCCGGUAAUCAGUAUUCCUCAGAGGGGACAUCUACACUGAUCAUCAGGGCACUGAUGAUCAGUGCCCUGAUGAUCAGUGUAGCCCCAUCAGUGCCACCUGUCAGUGUCCAUCACUGCCACCUUUCAUUGCCCAUCAAUGCCUCCUGUCAGUGCCCAUCAGUGCACAUCAAUGCCACAUAUCAGUGCCCAUCUGAGCUGCCUUUCAGUGAAAACUAUCAGUGCCAGUCAAUGCCACCUAUCAGUGCCAGUCAGUGCCACCUAUGAGUGCUGCUAAUCAGUGCCACCUAUCAGUGCCCGUCAAUGCUGCUUAUCAGUGUGCAUCAGUG
This is a messenger RNA of Staurois parvus, 392 nucleotides long. The record is from the annotation of a GenBank genome assembly. NCBI's taxonomy places the organism in Eukaryota, Metazoa, Chordata, Amphibia, Anura, Ranidae.